AUGGCCGACCUACAGGGACGUCGGAUUUUCAAGGUGUUUGGCAGCCAGGACUUUAUCGUCGACGAGCGCUACCAGGUCACCAAGGAACUGGGCCAGGGAGCUUACGGCAUUGUUUGGUGUGUGCGUUUUAUUGCUGCCCCUCAUCGUGAACCGCAACUUCCCCGCCAUCUAUGGGCUGGAAAACAACCCAAUGCGAUUCGAUGGCUGAUUGAUGUUCUUUUCCUCUCUAGUGCCGCCGUCAACAGCCAGACCGACGAGGGCGUGGCCAUCAAAAAGGUGACCAAUGUCUUCAGCAAGAAGAUCCUCGCCAAGCGGGCACUGCGCGAGAUCAAGCUGCUGCAGCACUUCCGCGGCCACCGCAACAUCACCUGCCUCUACGACAUGGAUAUCCCCCGACCCGACAACUUCAACGAGACCUACCUCUACGAGGAGCUGAUGGAAUGCGACUUGGCCGCCAUCAUCCGUUCGGGCCAGCCCCUGACCGACGCCCACUUCCAGUCCUUCAUCUACCAGAUCCUGUGUGGCCUCAAGUACAUCCACUCGGCCAACGUGCUGCAUCGUGACCUGAAGCCCGGCAACCUCCUCGUCAACGCCGACUGCGAACUCAAGAUCUGCGAUUUCGGACUGGCGCGAGGCUUCUCCAUCAACCCCGACGAGAACGCCGGCUACAUGACCGAGUACGUUGCUACCCGUUGGUACCGAGCCCCCGAGAUCAUGUUGAGCUUCCAGAGCUACACCAAGGCCAUCGAUGUCUGGUCCGUAGGGUGCAUCCUCGCCGAACUCCUCGGCGGCCGCCCCUUCUUCAAGGGCCGCGACUACGUCGACCAGCUCAACCAGAUCCUGCACAUCCUGGGCACUCCCAACGAGGACACGCUCAGUCGCAUCGGGUCCUCGCGCGCCCAGGAGUACGUCCGCAACCUGCCCUACAUGGCCAAGAAGCCCUUCCCCAGCCUGUUCACCAAUGCCAACCCCGAUGCUCUCGACCUGCUCGACCGCAUGCUCGCGUUUGACCCCUCGUCGCGUAUCUCGGUCGAGACGGCGCUGCAGCACCCCUACCUCAAGAUUUGGCACGACGAGACGGACGAGCCCGACUGUCCCACCCAGUUCAAUUUCGACUUCGAGGUCGUCGACGAGGUCAGCGAGAUGCGCAAGAUGAUCCUCAAUGAGGUAUACCAGUUCAGGCAGAUGGUGAGGACCGCCCCUGGCGGCGGCGCGAAUAACCUCGGUGCUUCGGCCCAGGCCGGCCAGGUUCCCCUGCCCUCCUCAGAUUCGCAACAGCAGUGGCGGAGCCAGGACCCCAAGCCCCAGGACUUUGAGCAGCAGGACUACGCACAGAUGGACGGCCUCGAGCGCGAGUUGCAGCAUGGCCUCGACAGGCGAUAA
This is a messenger RNA of Pseudomassariella vexata, 1383 nucleotides long. Its product is annotated as kinase-like domain-containing protein. The transcript has 3 exons. Gene Ontology annotation, biological process: intracellular signal transduction; protein phosphorylation. The record is from RefSeq and is a predicted model, not a curated record. NCBI's taxonomy places the organism in Eukaryota, Fungi, Ascomycota, Sordariomycetes, Amphisphaeriales, Pseudomassariaceae. The coding region runs from base 1 to 1383 and encodes 460 amino acids. Gene Ontology annotation, molecular function: MAP kinase activity; ATP binding. Gene Ontology annotation, cellular component: nucleus; cytoplasm.